AUGUUUCGUUCACGGAUACGCAGCCGACUGCUGGAGCGCUACGAGAGACAAGUCUGCGAGAAACUCCACCAGCGAACGAACAAUGGCUCUGAGCGAAGCUUUGCCUCGGCGCAGGCAUCGACGAGAGGAUAUGCGACGAGCAAGAGUUCAGCGAAUGCCAAUGCCAAUGCUUCGAAAGCGGUGAACAAGGCUGCGCCUGGGUCGACGUCUUCUCCACGAAUAUCCUCCUCUACCACAACGACAGGAACAACAGGAGGAGAGGUGGGAGUAGGAACAGGAGCGGCCCUACGAACAGCCGAGGCACGAGACUCUGCGCUGCGGGCAGCGCGCAUGCGACGACUCGCGCAGCAGCAAGAUAGGUUGGCCGAGGAAGCGAAGAAGAAGGAGGAGAAGAGGGAGUAUAAGAGGAGGUAUGAUACGGCGGCGAGGAAGUGGGUUUCGACGAUUAUUGCGUUGCCGAUAUUGCUUGUGACGAGUUAUUAUUUGUUUGACAGACUUGCGUUGAGGAAUGAGCCGAAGAGUUUGGAAAAGUAUCGGGAGAAGAAGUGA
Molecule: messenger RNA, 549 nt
Organism: Trichoderma harzianum CBS 226.95
Lineage: Eukaryota; Fungi; Ascomycota; Sordariomycetes; Hypocreales; Hypocreaceae
Exons: 2
Coding region: 1-549 (182 amino acids)
Source: RefSeq, a predicted model, not a curated record